AUGGGUGUCAAGAACAAGACUCAAGUGACCGUGUUUGAAUUUUCUGGUCUUACUGAUGAUAAAUUGUUUGCCCAGUUCCUCUUUGUGCUCUUUUUAAUGGUUUACAUAGUGGCCUUGCUUGGAAACAUUGGGAUGAUGGCAAUGGUACAUAUUUUACCCAGCCUCCACACUCCAAUGUACUACUUACUGAGAUAUCUGUCUAUGGUGGACCUCUUUUACUCUUCAGUAGUUACUCCUAAAAUGUUGUCUGACCUCCUUUCCGAGAGAAAAUUAAUCACAAUUAUAGGUUGCACUCUUCAAUUCUACUUCUUUUGUGCACUGGCAGGCACAGAGAUCUUGGUCCUCUCGGUCAUGGCGUAUGACCGAUAUGUUGCUAUAUGCCACCCUCUCCACUACGUCUCAGUUAUGACUAAUGGGAAAUGUCUUCGUCUUGUGAUUCUCUCAUUCUUUAUUGCCUUUGUGCAGUCAGUUGCACAGACCAGCAGUCUAUUCAGUCUUGAAUUCUGUGACUCUAACCUUAUAGACCACUUCUACUGUGACAUCCCUCCACUGGCCAGGCUGUCCUGUUCCAAAAUCCACAUCUGCACCAUCGUCACCCUUUUCUUUGGGGGUUCUUGUUGCUUAUGUUCAAUGACAAUCAUCCUGGUCUCCUACAUCUUCAUCAUGAAUUCUGUCUUACGGAUAAACUCUGCGGCUGGCAGGAGGAAAGCAUUUAGCACCUGCUCCUCACAUCUGAUGUGUUCUACCAUCUUCUAUGUUGCAGUUGUCUGUGCUUACUUUCAUCCAUCCUCCAGUACCCUCAAAACACAGGAAAAGGUAUCCUCUGUAUUCUACACGGUGGUGACUCCAAUGGUAAAUCCUCUUAUCUACAGCCUGAGGAACCAAGAGGUGAAAAAGGCCAUCAUAAGACUGCUUCAAAAGCGUUCCCAUUCACAUAUGUGAUAUCAUGAUACCUAUCCAACUUAAACAUACAUAGUUCAAAAGAUGGUUGAUGAUAACCUGUGUGGAAAGAGAUAUAGAAGUAGUCAUUGUUGAGUUUUCCUACUUGUCAUGGUAAUCCAGUUUACUUUAAACUGAGCUCCCAGUCUCUCUCACUAGACUUGCUGAUCCAUUGCCACUGGAUCCCCUAAACUCUUCCAAUCUUUUCACACAAUAUCUUCCUUAAGCGUCACUCCCGCGUCCCUGCUGGGUCCCUAGCUUGGCACUCACAGAUACUCUUCAGGCAUCACCC
Rana temporaria (common frog) is the source of this 1231-nucleotide messenger RNA. Its product is annotated as olfactory receptor 1020-like. Bases 1 to 942 code for a protein of 313 amino acids. Gene Ontology annotation, cellular component: membrane. Gene Ontology annotation, molecular function: olfactory receptor activity; G protein-coupled receptor activity; odorant binding. The transcript has a single exon. NCBI's taxonomy places the organism in Eukaryota, Metazoa, Chordata, Amphibia, Anura, Ranidae. The record is from RefSeq and is a predicted model, not a curated record. Gene Ontology annotation, biological process: sensory perception of smell; G protein-coupled receptor signaling pathway.